UGACUGAUCAAGAUCAGAUUUCUUCGUGGAAAAAUACUUUAAAUAACUUCCUCUUCAAUUUAAGGAAGAAAAAGAUCUAACAAAUACUUGUCUGUUAUAACGUUAUGUUUCAAAUUUUGGAUUUAGAAUAGACUUACUGCCUUGGUGACAAAAAAUGGGCGAUAAGGUGGUUAUGGUGUGCAUGGUGAGCUGCGUCCUUUUCCCGCCAUUUCUCUUGCAGACUAUUGGUCUAUUCUCACCAAACUGGGUCAAUACUUCAGACUGCAGCAGCAUAGGCUUGGUAUAUAGUUGCUGUUCCGGGGACAACAAUGACACGUGCAAAAAUACAAAUGGCAUUGACGAAUUAGAUGCAAGAGCGCUUGGACUUGAAGUUACAUCAUUUGUUGUAAUGUUCUUGGCUGUAUUUGGAACUUGCUUUGACGCAAUUAUCAAAGAUGAAUUUGACGAUGUGGGGUGUUGUGGUGCCGUUGGAUGGUGCUGUGUGGUCAUGCUACCGGUGGCAGCAUUGUUCAGUUUCAUCGGAUGCAUGAUCAUUGCCGCAAGUUAUUCCACAUCUGAGCUUGGUUGGUCCUUUAUUCUUUGCCUUACCCCCGGCUGCCUGAUCCUGUUUAUCAUUGUGACCGCUGGUCUCUGUUAUUGUGUAAACAAGACUGUCAAGAAAUGCAACGAAGAACAUGUUAUACAUGUUGUCUCUCAACCACGGGUCUCUCAGAUUGGUGGUGAACGGCUGGCCAGUCAACCUAGUCGACGGGUCAAAAAACGUAAAAGGCCGACAAACGUUAGUGCCUUGGCCAAUGCACAGUUUGAACAGAGAUCCCAUCCAAGGGUAUCUCCGAUUGGUGAUGGUAAACAGCUGGCCAGUCAACCUAAUCGACCGGUCAAAAAACGGAGAAUGCCUACCAAAGUUAGUACCUUGGCCAAGGCACAGUUUGAACAGAGAUCAGAUAUCCAUGAUUCACAACAAAAGGGGUUUUCCAGUGAUGACACGUGGAACGAUUAUAAUGUAGAUACCUCUUCAAACAACAUGGUUUCGCAUGAAGAUGGUAGACGUUUUACACCCCAUGGCGAAGUUGACAACAGGGUACAGCAGAGACCAUUCGGUGGUAUGGUUCCGACUGUAACUGAUGGGCAUGUUUCUCCAUAUGGUGAAGUUGGUGGCAGAGCCGGGGCACAAGGGACUUUAAAUGACUCAAAACCACAAGCAUCUUCCGGUGCAUUGGUUCCGUAUAAGAAAGGUGGACGUGUUGCUACACAUGACCAGGUUAGAGGCAUGCGCGGGGUACAGCAAAGAGCAUUUUAUGACACAGAACAAAACAUAGCAUCCGAUGAAAUUGUUUCGUAUCAGGAUAUUGGAGAUGACGCUACUUAUGGCGAAGUUGGAAACAUGAACAGGGCACAGCGUAGAGCACUGGUGCAUGGCUCUCAACGACACGCCUCUUCCAGUGGGGUUGUUUCUAAUGAGAACAAUAGAAUUGUGCCUUCCGGUGGAGGUGUCGUGCAUAUGGAAGCACAGAUGGAACAGGAAGAAGUAUAUGCUCAUGAAUCAGAAAGUGGGCAUAUUUUCUUUGUGAUGAAAAAGUAUACGAUCGAGCGUUUCAUUCAUAUAUUUAAAGAUAAAUAACUUUAAGAUAUUCAACAGACCAUCUAUCAAAUGUGAUAAAGAAUUAUUAUUUUUUAUGUAUUUUCAAAUGAUAUUUGUUUUAUAAAAACACAUAAUUAUGGUGCACAGCUGAUAUAUUCUUUCCAGUUUGUCAUUGUGCUAUUCUUGCACAGAAAUCACGUGGAAUUAGUAGUCGGUCUCAUAGAGUAUAUAGUAAGUUAUUCAGGAUUGUCGAGUACGUGGAUCGACCGUCUAGAUAUGACCAAACAGAGUAAUGAUAAACAGAAUAAUUAUAAACAAACGAAAAACAAAUUAUCAAACAAUUACAAAAAGGGAAAAUAUAUAGAGAUAAAUAGAUUGAUAAAAUGGAAAAGAUAUAUCACUAAAGAUUACAUAAAAGUACAUUUUGUAUUUGAAAUGUCAUCAAUGCAACAAAAGAAGCAAGUGAAUUGCCUGAAAAAUCCACUUCAAAAAACAAUUUCUUGCUCAAAAUAAAUAGGUGGGUGUGUGUUCUUAAUUAUUUCGCACAUCGCUACCACGUUCAUUUCUAAAAUUCGUCAACUAGUAAAUUCUCUUCCUUCUACCAUGGAAUGAAACGUGCUUCAAAGGGUAUAGGUGUUAUAGUGGUAAAGGCGACUGGCUUAUUAUAUUUACCUGGUUUCGCUUGGAUGGCUAUUAAGGUAGUAGAAAUAUUUUCCAUAAAGCAAAGAAUAGCCAACUGUUUAUGAUAAUUAUAAACUGAAAACCAUCGAGAACGAGUCAUAUUUGUGCUAGUGGCUCAAGUCAAAUAUGAUAAACAAGAUCAACAAGGAAAGGCGGCGUUCAAUGAACGCAACCCCCACAUGACCCAGCAACAAGAACCAAUGGCAAGGAGCCCAGGCGGACACCAAACACAAAAAGGACAGGGCAAAGACAGGUCAAUCAUCAAAUGACAAACAAUUUGUAACUGAUUAGGAACCCAAAGAAAAUAAUAACAGUAGACCCACAAAGGGGAAGGGGACAUGAGAACGGGGGAGGGGGG
Messenger RNA from Ruditapes philippinarum (Manila clam), 2621 nucleotides. RefSeq lists its product as uncharacterized. Lineage: Eukaryota; Metazoa; Mollusca; Bivalvia; Venerida; Veneridae. The coding region runs from base 155 to 1621 and encodes 488 amino acids. The record is from RefSeq and is a predicted model, not a curated record. The transcript is spliced from 5 exons.